Messenger RNA from Cuscuta epithymum, 1395 nucleotides. The record is from the annotation of a GenBank genome assembly. NCBI's taxonomy places the organism in Eukaryota, Viridiplantae, Streptophyta, Magnoliopsida, Solanales, Convolvulaceae.
CUGGGACAUAAUGCUUAUAUGUCAAACUGCCAGACAAAAUUUGUCUGUGCCAGACAUUAGUAGUCUGGGACAUAAUGCUUGUAUGUCAAGCUGACAGACAAAAUUUGUCUGUGCCAGACAUUAGUAGUCUGGGACAUAAUGCUUGUGUAUAUCAAACUGACAGACAAAAUUUGUCUGUGACAGACAUUAGUAGUCUGGGACAUAAUGCUUGUGUAUGUCCAACUGACAGAAAAAAUUUGUCUGUGCUAGACAAAUUGGUUGUAACUAAUGAGUUGUGUAUUCAUUAUAGGUAUUCACUUCAAGAUGAUGAAUGGCUUAAGGUCAUGUUUGAAGAACGCCAAAGGUGGGUACCUUGUUACUUGAAAACUUCAUUCUGGGCAGGUAUGUCCACAACUCAACGAAGUGAGAGCAUCAACGCUUUCUUCGACCUUUUUGUGCAUUCUAAAACAAGUCUAAAACAAUUCGUGGAGCAAUAUGGUUGUGCCUUAAAAUUUAAGGCUGAAAAAGAGUUUCAAGCGGACGCUGAGUCAUUUUCAAAAUUGGUACCGUGUGUUUCGAAAUUUCCUAUGGAGAAACAAAUGCAAGGUAUAUACACAAUGGCGAAGUUCAAGGAGUUUCGAGAUGAAGUGGUUGGCAAGCUUUAUUGUGACAUCAUUCAAUGGGAUGGCGGUAAAAUUUAUCAUGUCAAAGAAGAAGUUAAAAUAACAGAGGACUUUUACAAGACUGUUUACUUCAUAGUGGAAUAUGAUUCUGGCUUGUGUGAAUGCAAAUGUAGUUGUCAUUUGUUUGAAUUUAGAGGCAUUGUGUGUAGACAUAUGUUUAUGGUUCUACAGCGCAACGAUGUUAAAAUCUUGCCUGAGGUGUACAUCAUGCGGAGAUGGAGGCAAGAUGUAAAGCGCCCUUACACACGAGUGAAAAUAAACUAUGAUGGGUGGAUCACAACAGUGCAGCAACAACGGUAUGACAAGUUGUGUAAGACUUUUGAAGAUCUUGCAAAUGCCAUUGCCGAUGAUGAGGAAAAGUAUAAAAGCGUUAUGCAAUGGAUGCAAGACCAAUUGCAUAAGUGUGCCGGGUCAACUACAACUUAUUCCGUUUGUGGUGUUAUGACACAACUUCCACAAUUACAUACAAAUGUGCAUGGGGAGGCGCCGGGUCCAAUUCAAGAUCCGAAGAUCACAAAAAGGAAGGGUGCACCGAGGAAAAACCGCAUAAAAGGCCCUCUUGAAAAAUCAAAGAAGAAUCAAAAGGCGGAUCCAAAACCAAAUAAAUCAAGGAAGAACCCUAGUGGAAUGCACACAAGUGACAUUGCCUCAAAUCAAAUUUAUGAUUUUAGUGUAUUAACACCCUGUGUCAAUGAUAAGGGGUUGGAUUUGAAUCUACGCUUAUUAUGAAUGA